AUGUCAACUAAUGAAGCAACAAUCGAAUAAAAUGAGUUCAUAGAAACUGAAUAAGAGCAAAAGAUUUAAGUUUCAACUCUUAAAAGUAUAUAAAAAAAGUAAAACCAUAUAAAAAAAGAUAAAAAAGUUAAAGAUAGUCUUGAGCUGAAGUAAUAAAAUUAUUAAGUGAAGCAUAUUUAUCACUUUGGUAGCUCGCUUUUAAAUGAUUUAAAUGAUGGUGUUAUUUUGAUAAAAGGAGAUGUAAUCCUUCCUUUAAGGGGAGAUGGUCAAUUUAGUAGACUCUCAAAUUAUAAUAAAUUUAAAAAAAUAGUUUGCAUUAAUUAUGAUUAAGAAAUAGCAACAUUAGAAAUGGUUUUUGAAACUUUAAGCUAUGGUAUAGGAAAUUUUGAUCAUAUCAUAGAUCUUUUAUCUCAGUAACCAAACUAGGAAUAAAGAACUAUCUCUAAUCAUCUUAUUUACCAUAAAAAGAGAAUUUAAGAACUAUAAAACAUAUAAAAAAUGCUAUAACAAUAUAAGUAAAUUGAUAUGGUUAGAAAUCUUAUCGAAGAAAGCUUCUAGUAAUUUGUAUAGAAAAUGCACACAUAAAUUAAAACAAUGUACAAAGAAGGGUAGAUGAGCUUUUUUAAAUACAAUAUUUUUAAAGUUGAUUAUGAAAAUGCUGAUUAUUAGAUGACUCAUUGCUCAACUAGUGAACUGUUGCUUGCACUUAUUGGUCUUGACCCUUAAUAAGCUUAGCAGUUCAUGAUGAGAAAAGGAAUUUUAGAGGUUUUAUAUCACUCUACAAUAUUUGGGAUUACUGGUAUAUUUUUAUAGUUGAAGAAUAAUUUUUGGGAUUAAUAAAAACCACAAGAUUUUAUAAUUAAAACAUUUGAUGGUAUAGAUGUCUAUGCAAAAACAAAGUUUUUAAUUUUCUAAAACGAUGAUCCCCUUUUAAAAAAUAUAUUUAACACUAAAAUGCAGCAUUUUAUGAUUUUGUAAAUCUUUGAGAUAAGCUAAAAUCAAAUAGACUUUCUUCUUUCUUACAGGAAAGCAUUUAAGUAAAAAUUUGACUUGAGAGUAUUUGAUAAUGAGCAAGAUUGGGAAUAUAAUGCAAAUGCUCAAUUUUUUUUAGAAAAAUUUUACAGCAAUCAAAAAUGA
Tetrahymena thermophila SB210 is the source of this 1137-nucleotide messenger RNA. RefSeq lists its product as hypothetical. The record is from RefSeq and is a predicted model, not a curated record. NCBI's taxonomy places the organism in Eukaryota, Ciliophora, Oligohymenophorea, Hymenostomatida, Tetrahymenidae. The transcript has a single exon.